Molecule: messenger RNA, 2450 nt
Organism: Nematolebias whitei (Rio pearlfish)
Lineage: Eukaryota; Metazoa; Chordata; Actinopteri; Cyprinodontiformes; Rivulidae
Gene: pcsk1
Product: proprotein convertase subtilisin/kexin type 1
Exons: 14
Coding region: 1-2331 (776 amino acids)
Biological process (GO): protein processing
Cellular component (GO): trans-Golgi network; Golgi membrane
Molecular function (GO): serine-type endopeptidase activity
Source: RefSeq, a predicted model, not a curated record
AUGGAAGUGAGAUGCCGUCCAGCGGUGCUGUUGUGUGUGGUGGCCGUCCUCUGCUCCGUGGUUCCGGGCUCCGUGGGCUCUCUGUUCGGGGACAGACAGUACCUGAACGAGUGGGCCGUGGAGAUCCCGGGUGGGAUGUCUGCCGCCCAGGCCAUCGCCAAGGAACUGGACUACGAUCUGGUCCGACAGAUCGGGGCCCUGGAAAACCACUUCUUGUUCAAACAUCAAAAUCAUCCUCGCAGAAUGAGGCGCAGCAGCGAGCACAUCACCAGGCAGCUGUCGGAGGAUGAUCGGGUGCUGUGGGCAGAACAGCAGUAUGAAAAGCGACGCAACAAGCGAGCGGCCCUCAGGGACUGCAGGGACUGUCCUGUGGACAAGCUGUUUGACGAUCCCAUGUGGAACCAGCAGUGGUACCUGCAAGACACACGGACAUCGUCCUCACUGCCGAAGCUGGACCUGCACGUGAUCCCCGUGUGGCAGAAAGGCAUCACUGGGAAAGGAGUGGUCAUCACCGUCCUCGAUGACGGCCUCGAGUGGAAUCACACAGACAUCUUCUCCAACUACGAUGCUGCGGCCAGCUACGAUUUCAACGACAAUGACCCUGACCCUUUCCCCAGAUACGACGCCACCAAUGAAAACAAACACGGCACCAGGUGUGCAGGGGAGAUUGCAAUGCAGGCAGACAACAAUAAAUGUGGAGUUGGAGUGGCGUACAACUCAAGGGUUGGAGGAAUUCGGAUGCUGGAUGGAAUCGUGACGGACGCCAUCGAGGCGAGCUCCAUUGGAUUCAAUCCAAACCAUGUGGACAUCUACAGCGCCAGCUGGGGACCCAACGAUGAUGGCAAGACGGUGGAGGGUCCUGGUCGUCUGGCCCAGAAGGCUUUUGAAUAUGGCAUUCAGAAGGGCCGUGGUGGGAAAGGCUCGAUCUUUGUUUGGGCUUCAGGUAACGGAGGUCGUCAGGGUGAUAACUGUGACUGUGACGGCUACACAGACAGCAUCUACACCGUCUCAAUCAGCAGCGCCUCCCAGCAGGGCCUGUCCCCGUGGUACGCUGAAAAGUGCUCCUCCACUCUGGCUACGGCCUACAGCAGCGGAGACUACACCGACCAGAGGAUUACGAGUGCUGAUCUCCACAAUGAGUGCACUCAGACUCACACUGGAACGUCGGCUUCUGCCCCUCUGGCUGCUGGAAUAUUUGCCCUGGCUCUGGAACAAAAUCCUGACCUCACCUGGAGGGACCUGCAGCACAUUGUGGUCUGGACCUCGGAGUUUGAUCCUUUGGCCAAUAACCCGGGCUGGAAAAGGAACGGAGCUGGGCUCAUGGUCAACAGCCGCUUUGGCUUUGGACUUCUCAAUGCCAAAGCCCUUGUGGACCUCGCUGACCCGGCCGUGUGGAAGCACGUGCCAGAAAAGAAGCAGUGCAUCGUCAGGGAUGAUCAUUUUCAACCAAGGGAGCUCAAAGCUGCAGGAGAGAUCACUAUAGAGAUCCCAACCAAAGCCUGUGCAGGACAGGAGAACGCCGUUCGCUCUCUGGAGCACGUGCAGGUGGAGGCCAGCAUCGAAUACACCCGGAGAGGAGACCUGCACAUCACACUCACCUCCCCGGCUGGCACCACCACGGUCCUCCUGGCAGAGCGAGAGAGGGACACUUCAGCUAAUGGCUUCAGGAACUGGGACUUCAUGUCCGUUCACACAUGGGGAGAAGAUCCUGCUGGCACCUGGACCUUAAAGAUCACAGACACUUCGGGCCGAAUGGAGAACAAGGGGCGGAUCUUGAACUGGAAGCUGAUUCUCCAUGGAAUGUCAGAGAAACCGGAGCACAUGAAGAAACCUCGUGUGUACAUUCCUUACAACGCUGUGCAGAAUGACCGCCGAGGUGUGGAGCAUAUGGAUGACAUGAUGGAGGAGCCCACCCAGGCCCGCCCACCUCAGAAGACAGAGGCUGCACCAGCAUCUCCUUCAAAUUCAAACAAGGAGCCCCAAACCCCUUCAGACUCCCUUUACUCCCCUUCUCUGGCCCUGCUGCGUCUCCUGCAGACCGCCUUCAACCGACAAGGAGCCGCGUCACAGCAGCAGAAGCAACAACAACACACCGCACCGAGGCCCUCCCCCAGCUGGAGGAAGCAGCAGCUGAGCCAGGGCGUCUUUCCAACAAAGUUCCCGGCACAAAAGCUGUACCAAGCUCUGGACUUGAUCAACAAGUACAGGGGCCCCGAGGACAGUGUCUACAGCGACUACAGCGACGGCUUUUACAACAUCAAGCCGUACAGACACAGAGACGACCGGCUGCUGCAGGCCCUGUUCGAGAUGUUGGAUGAUGCUCGGAAGUGAGCGCCGAGAGAAGAGGCAGGGGGAGGCGGAGGAGAUGAAGAAGAGUGUUGGCUUGGGAGCAGAGGAACAAGGCGCAGGAUUACAAGGAAGCAAAGAGAUGUUACCAGGUCUAAGUGAAA